Messenger RNA from Chlorella variabilis, 918 nucleotides. RefSeq lists its product as hypothetical. Gene Ontology annotation, cellular component: cytosol. The record is from RefSeq and is a predicted model, not a curated record. Gene Ontology annotation, molecular function: carbamate kinase activity. The coding region runs from base 1 to 918 and encodes 305 amino acids. The transcript is spliced from 7 exons. Lineage: Eukaryota; Viridiplantae; Chlorophyta; Trebouxiophyceae; Chlorellales; Chlorellaceae.
AUGGCAAGGAGCGCAGCAGCAGCCCGCCUCAGCCGGCGGGCGCAGUGCGCCGCCUUUGCCUCUGCCACCGCCUCCGCGCCGCUGCAGGCUGCAUCGCCGCCGCCGCCGAGCGUGGGCGCCCCCAUCGUGGUCGUCGCGUUUGGGGGCAAUGCCCUGCUGAAGCGCGGCGAGCCGCUGACCAUGGAGGUCCAGCAGCGCAACGCCAAGACGGCGGCGGCGGCGGUGAGGCAGCUGGUAGAUGCGGGCUACUCGGUCUGCUGCACGCACGGCAACGGCCCACAAGUUGGCAUGCUGGCGCUGCAGGACCCCACGGCGAGGCUUGAGGUGCUGGAUGCGGAGACGGAGGGGCAGCUGGGGUUCCUGCUGGAGCUGGAGCUGGCCAAUGCGCUGCAGCAUCGGCAGGUGGCGGCCUUGCUGACGCAGGUGGUGGUUGACCCGGGGGAUGAGGCUUUCCAGCACCCGCGCAAGCAGGUCGGGCCUCGCUACAGCAAGCAGGAGGCGGAGCAGAUGGCUCGUGACAAGGGGUGGGCUGCGGGCAUCAUCACGGUGUGCUGUGGCGGUGGCGGCAUUCCUGUUGCGGUGGACGGGCGUGGGAUGAGGAGAGGAGUGGAGGCGGUGGUGGACAAGGACGAAGCAUCUGCCCUGCUGGGCAUUAAGCUCAAGGCAGACUGGCUGCUGAUGCUGACAGAUGCCGGGGCGAUCUACGAUCCCUCAGGCUGGCCCAGGGAGCAGCGGCCCAUCCCCUCUCCUGUGAAGGCCGGCCAGCUGCAGAUGUCGUUUGCCUCGGGCAGCAUGGCGCCCAAAGUGGCCGCCGCCUGCCGCUUCGUGACGGCCACAGGCGGCAAGGCCGCGGUGGGCAGCAUUGGAGACGCACUGCACAUCUUGCAGGGCCGGGCAGGCACCGUGAUCGAGGCAUGA